Messenger RNA from Ceratina calcarata, 2962 nucleotides. RefSeq names its product cuticle protein 65. The transcript is spliced from 3 exons. The record is from RefSeq and is a predicted model, not a curated record. Bases 2069 to 2770 code for a protein of 233 amino acids. Lineage: Eukaryota; Metazoa; Arthropoda; Insecta; Hymenoptera; Apidae.
UACUAAGUUUCAGUCUUUCUAGUGUUAAUUGAGAUCCUGUCCUAUACUAUAUCACAUUCUAUCGUUCAGCGUUCGAUCUCAUGAAUAAACCCGAAGGGUCACGUCAAUUAUAAAUUGGAAACGGAUUCGGACACGUGGAAUCAGGCUAUUCUGCUCCCAUAAUAAGAAUCCCUGGAUAGUAGGCCGCAGACAAUGACUGCAAAUGUCAGUCUCACCAUUAGCAUUGAUCACGUUCGAUCUCUCCUCCUUGGCUCGACGAAUUUUGUUCGAUGGAAAUCGGACUAGCAUCCAACUAACAUCAAAAGCUGCUGUUACUACUGUUACUGUCAUGCCUCGUCGCGUUCAAUGGCAUUUUGGCCAUAGCAGUCGCAAUCAAACCAGAAUAUCGAGAUCACUCGGUUCUCAUAACAUCCGUGGCAUUAUUGGUGGUAGAAAUAGAACAUUUAUAAUAGAGAACGGCGCUUAAAGGUUGCCCGGGCUCGCCAAAGGUGAAACCAAUUAAUUUCAACUUUAAUUUAAGAUUGAAGUCUUCAUCCAACAGAAUUCAAUUUACAAAUAAAUAACCUGAUCAGAAGUAGUGUAUUAAAAUAUAAUGAUUGCUAAACGAUAAAUUAUAUCCAAUUUUACGUACUAUUCUUUCCUGACUGUAACAAUCAGCUAUAAGUGGAAGAGAUCUUUAAUCAGUUCACACGCUGAUGUAAUAGAAGAUGUUCGAACGUGGGUCAAUCGACGAAGAACAAAACCGUGGACCUGAAGCUCAUCGAUCCGCGCGCGAUAAUUGGAGCGACGAGACGAUCGGCUCGCAUCUUUUACAGCGACCGCAAAGGUCACGUUCGCCGCGCUCACGCUCACGCUUUGUCUGCACAGGCACUGGAAACCGUAUUAAUCCCUGAGAACGUGACUCUUUCCCAGCCUAGUUCUCUAGACCCGUUGCGAUCGGUUGCUUCACCCAUCGAAGACGACGCGACCGCCCACGAUUUUUCGACCGGGCAACAACUCUCGGCAAGAGUUAUUUCAGAAAUUCGAGGAGGCGUCGCGACGGCCGCCCGCGUUUCAACCGAGCGAGUCAUUCCUUAAUUCACGGCACAAUGGUAAGACCGACGUACUAAUCGACGCAAUAAGUCGAUAAUUGCGGGGUUUCUACGGCUGAAACAUUCAGGCCAAUUAUACCGUAGGUUGAAGAUCACGCCUGCUCGCUCGGUUAUCUGUUGUGUUACUCGUCCCCGUUUAUCGGAGGAGAAAUCGCAAAUUACGCUAAUUACACCGCGUUUGUGUUCGCCUAAUCGAUUCCUUUGUUCCACUCGCGACUGAAACAACCUCGCCUGUUUGUCUCCCUCGUGCAAGUUAACUACACCCUCUGUCACAAGAGUACUGAGAGAAUUCUUUAACGCAAUGAUAAUUAUCUCGUUGCCAGUUACGAAAAUGUUACGGAUCACGGAGGAUGAAACGUUUUCGUGAACGAUGGCGAAGAUCCCGGGGUUGGGGACGGAACGAUCGAACUUUGCCCGUCGACACAAAGCGGACCACCGUUGAAUGACAAAAGUUCUACCAUGAAAGACGACCCUCUCUCCGGUUACGAAGCUCCAUACCGUAAAACCAGGUCGUGACGCCGACACAAUACACCCCCCCGGUUGGUCAAACACACGAACCGUGCUGACGAACCGAAUCGACGAAUCAAUCCCUCCGAUUUUCCCCGUUCAAGAGUCAAAGGAACGGUGAAUUCACUCGUGAAACGGAGAAGCAUUAACAUCCGCGCAAGACAGAGAGAGAGAGAGAGAGAGAGAGAGGGAGGGAAGCGGAGAGAUCAAUGGGAAAAAAGCUGCGCCAGAUUCUCCGAUGGAAAUGAUUGUUUCACAACGAAACGACGCCGUUGAAGGUCAGGCCCAAAGGACCUAACGGGGUGGGUGUGCCGGAUGCUGACCUUCUUCUUGCACAAUCGUUCGGGCUGCACCAUCAGCGGAUAUGAUUUGAAGGGAUCAACGGGGGCGCGGUCGCGAUUCCUAGAGCCGGUAUAUAAAGUCCGCCCGACUCGUCCGUGGGCACACUCGGCAAUCGGUCGGUCGCCAAGAUGAAGGCAUUCUUGAUUCUGAUAGGUCUGUUCGCCUUCGUCGCAGCUGCACCGCGUCAGCGUCGCGAAAUUUGGGGUGGAUACCCUGGCCACUACGGAGGACACCUUGGAUACCAUGGUGUGGCAGUCGCUGGGCCAGCUCUGGGACCGACUAGCGUCGCCGGUCCGCACAUCGGGGCAACCAUGGUGGCUGCUCCGUCCAUAGGACCAGCGAAGCUUUCUGGAUCGGUCGCCGGACCGGUACACGUUUCCGGUGCUGUGGCUGGCUCAGCUGUUGUCACCGCUUCCGUUGCUGGGCCUGCGCACGUCGAGGGCUACGGCGGUCCCUAUGAUGGAGGUUACGCCGCACCAGCGUACGCAGGGUACGCUGGCUACCCAGGAUAUUCUGGAUACGCAGGAUACGGUGGUCACGGGGUGGUCGUGGCAGGACCAGCGUCCCAUGGGGCAGUCUUCGCUGGUCCAGCGUCCCACGGUGCUGUUUUCGCCGGACCAGCGUCCCACGGUGCUGUUCUCGCCGGACCAGCGUCGCACGGCGUCGUUCUCGCCGGACCAGCGUCACACGGCGCCGCAAUAUCUGGUCCCCAUGCCGGAAGCGCCGCUGUGUCUGGACCGAACGCAGGUUCCGUAGUGAUCGCUGGUCCCUCCGGUAAAAUCACAACGCAUGGCACCGGCCACGGUGCGAUUCACACUGGUCACUGGUAACGUGCAAAACUUGUUUAAAAAAAAGUGUCAAAUAAUAUUACAAACUACGAUUAGUGAAAAUAUGUUUGUACCAUCGACGCUCGUUAAAACCGCGACGUUCCCCGUUCGUUACAAUUCCCUAAUAAUAUGUAACACGUUAUGAUUCUAUCAAUUUUUUAAUAACACAUUUGAAUACAUUUUGUUGGAUAACGA